This is a messenger RNA of Naegleria lovaniensis, 639 nucleotides long. RefSeq lists its product as uncharacterized. Lineage: Eukaryota; Heterolobosea; Eutetramitea; Acrasida; Naegleriidae. The transcript has a single exon. Bases 1 to 639 code for a protein of 212 amino acids. The record is from RefSeq and is a predicted model, not a curated record.
AUGGCCAAGAAGAGGAAAGCUUCAACAGCAAAAGGAUCCAGAAAGAAUGCAGCGAGCAAGAUUGAUCAGUUACUCAUCGAAAUGUCGAAAAAUUACACUCCUCCCCCUCCGGAGGUGUUUGCAGAAGUUGAGGAUAAGUGGGUCAGAGUUAAAGUAAGAUUGAUGAAUUGGGAAAACAUGGGAUUUCAGCUCCGGGUGAGGGAAUCGACUAACCUUUAUACAAUUGAACAAAAAAUCAGGGAAAGGCAUGGAGGUAGUAUCACAAAUGUAGUAUUUUGGAAAGAUGGUGUGAGUCCUGAAAAUGAAAUCGGAAACAAACCUGGAGAUUUAAAUAACACUCUCCGAUCGAUAUUUCAAUUUAAUCAACAAGCCGGAAGAUAUCUCGUAAAUGAUUCUAAGAAUGAUGGUCCAAAAAUCAAGUUGCAACAAGAAGAUGAAGGUAAUGAAAAUCCAAUGUCUGCGAGAAGCAGUAAGAAAUUUGAUUUAACCGAGGAAGUGAUCGAGGAAGAAUGCGACUAUGAAUGUACGAUAUUUUACGACUUUACUCCAUUUGAGACUGAUUGUCCACUUUUGCAAAACUCGCCUCGCUUAGCAGAACUUAAUUCAGCUGAAAAUUCCAGAGUCACCCAAAGGAGAUGA